UGAUAAGUAUUCUGAGCAGCAAUUGGCGCUUUAACAUCUACAACAUGUCCCAUCAGAAUCCCUUUUGUUUUUGUUACAUGGUACAGUCAGUGUCAUAAUGGCGCUGGGGGGAUUUGGUAAAUGUUGUCGGUCGUUAUUACAUGAGUCCGCUAAAGGAGUAUUUUUUGGUAUUUUACAGCCAAGUUGGAUUGGAGGCUGCAUAGGAGCUAAGAGGCACCUGUUGUCAGACAAUGUUAUCAAACUCCAAGACUUUCAGCAGAGGAAGCUGGCUGUGGCUCAUCUUGUUACUGGAUCGGAAGGAAAUUAUAUUGAACUAUUCAAUGAGAAGCUACAAAGGAAGGAGCUGAUACUGAGAGAUGAGCUGAAGCUUCUGCUUCACCUGUGCCAGUCUGCAGAUGACAUGGUGAUAGCCAGAGAUGCCAUCUUUAGGUAUCAUGCAGAGAACAAAAACCUGGCGUACGGGGAGUUUAAGUUUGGUCCCCUUUUCAUGAGACUUUGCUAUGAGCAGGGUCUGGAGGAGAUGGCUGCUGCUACACUUACAGAUGAGAAGAUGAGAGGAUUUUUCAAUGAUGCAACAUCCUUUAACAUUGCCUUAGACAUGCUAUUCACAAAAGGCUCUUAUGAAAAUGCUCUGGAGGUACUGAGAAACAUGAGAAUCCAAGGUGUACCAUUCAACAAAGACACAAUGACACUGGCAACUGGUACCUGCUAUAAACUGAACACAGCGGAGUCCUUCGGGAUCUGCACAGCUCUACUAGAGGAGAGACAGACCAAAGGGCACUUCAUCCCUAGACAUGCUUACUGCUUUGCUGUAGCAUUAGCACUCAGGCAGAAUGACAUCAAAAAGGCACAGUCAUUGUUUUCACAAAUUGUGAGCACAGACAGCAGAUUAUGCCAAAAUUUAAAUGUUGUUAUAUUAGCGAUAUCAGGUGCUGUGACAGAUGCCACUGCCAUCCUGUCUGCAGCCAUGUUGCCUAAAAGCUCAUCUUUUGUGAAGAAGCCUGAAUUUUCUCAGGAAGUGGUGGAUUUGCUGCGCUUGCGAAGUGAGGGCCGGCCGCACAUGGUGAAAGUGGAACAGACAGUGAAUCAGCUUGAACAAGCCGGUCAGGUGAUUCAGCAGAGCCUCGAUGACAUGCUGUGCCACACACCUGCAGGGAGGAGGAAACUGGCACCAAUAAUGGAGGCGAGGAGGACCAGCCGAAGGACUCUGAGGCCACUACAGUCCACGCUGCUGUCAGAGUGAGGCAGUCUGUCUCGAGCGUUAGGGUUGUUGGUCAUUUAAACACACUAAAUGUGACUACAGCUGAUUUGGUUACAGCUACCUCUCCUUACACACAGACACAGUAACCUCUCUGCAGAUUGGACUUUAGCUUUUGACCCUUUUUUUGGUCUCUAUCUAAAAUUUGAUAGAAAAAGGUCACAGUCUGUGUUUGUGCAGCAGACACUUCAACAGAAAGCUGCUGAUAAAAUUACAGAGGAAACACCAUCUAAAUGGGUGGGCAUUUCCCUGCAAGAAUCUCAUAUAGAUCAUGAGUCAUUUUGGAAGAAUGUGUUGUUUGUAAAGGUAUGAAUGAGUGGUCAUACUUGAAUAUUAAAUAUUUAAUGG
Messenger RNA from Monopterus albus (swamp eel), 1606 nucleotides. It is a transcript of the gene ptcd2, whose product is annotated as pentatricopeptide repeat domain 2. The transcript is spliced from 10 exons. Gene Ontology annotation, molecular function: RNA binding; protein binding. Gene Ontology annotation, biological process: regulation of mRNA processing; multicellular organism development; mitochondrion organization. Gene Ontology annotation, cellular component: mitochondrion. Bases 98 to 1243 code for a protein of 381 amino acids. The record is from RefSeq and is a predicted model, not a curated record. NCBI's taxonomy places the organism in Eukaryota, Metazoa, Chordata, Actinopteri, Synbranchiformes, Synbranchidae.